This is a messenger RNA of Thunnus maccoyii (southern bluefin tuna), 1154 nucleotides long. RefSeq names its product mediator of RNA polymerase II transcription, subunit 18 homolog (yeast) (gene med18). The record is from RefSeq and is a predicted model, not a curated record. Gene Ontology annotation, molecular function: transcription coregulator activity. The coding region runs from base 386 to 1015 and encodes 209 amino acids. NCBI's taxonomy places the organism in Eukaryota, Metazoa, Chordata, Actinopteri, Scombriformes, Scombridae. The transcript is spliced from 3 exons. Gene Ontology annotation, biological process: termination of RNA polymerase II transcription; regulation of transcription by RNA polymerase II. Gene Ontology annotation, cellular component: mediator complex; core mediator complex.
ACUAUGGAAGCCAGCUGCCGUUGAACCUCAAAGAAGAAGAAGAGGAAAACCCUCAUUCACAUCCUUACUCUGACUACUAACCGGGCUGUUCGGCUGUAUUUCGUUGUGAAUCGCCUCUCUAUCACAAACUGAAACGCUUAGCACGGCAAUUUGAGUAACGCACCUUACAUUUCGGCUAACCGAUGAUAGCUAGCUGCUAGUUAGCUGAGAAGCUAACGUUACUAGCCAUGUAUUGAUUGAACAGACUAGUGAGGCCUGCUUGAUCAUCGGUCCUUUACUGUGGAGGCUCCACCGAAGACGAGCACAACAACAUUUACCUGGUUUUCCUCAGCAAGUGAACAGCUGCCUUUUGUGCUACGUGGUUUUCUCAGAUUCAAAGACAGAGAUGGAGGCUCCUCCUGUUACUGUGAUGCCUGUCACCGGGGGAACAAUCAAUAUGAUGGAGUACCUGUUGCAAGGCAGUGUGUUAGACCAGGCCCUGGAAAGUCUCUUGCAUCGACUUCGAGGUCUGUGUGACAACAUGGAACCUGAGACCUUUACAGAUCAUGAACUGGUUUAUCUUCUGAAAGGUCAACAAGGCAACCCUUUCAUUCUGCGUGCCCGCCGCUCCCUCUCCCACCCCACGGCUCCAUGGCAUCUACGCUACCUCGGCCAACCUGAAGUGGGAGACAAGAGCCGCCACGCCCUGGUGCGCAACUGUGUUGACGUGGCUGCCUCUCACAGCCUGCCAGAGUUCCUCAAUGAGAUGGGCUUCCGCAUGGACCACGAGUUUGUUGCCAAUGGACAUAUAUUCCGCAAAGGUGCAAUGAAAAUUGUGGUUACCAAACUGUCUCGUAUCCUGGUACCAGGGAACACGGAGAACACAGAACGUCUAUCUCUUUCAUACUUAGUGGAGCUGAGUGUGUUGGCUCCCGCUGGCCAGGACACUGUGUCAGAGGAUAUGCGUAGCUUUGCUGAGCAACUCAAACCCCUGGUUCACCUGGAGAAGAUUGACCCCAGCAAACAGAGACAUUGAAUGACAUAAUUCAGAGGGUGAAGUUCCCUCUGGCUACCAUGGACACAUUAGAUCUCUUGUUUGUUUUGUAUUUUUGUUUUUUUACAAUAUUCUCGUGUUAUCUAAAAUGAAAUACAGAACAACUUUGACUUAAGAGUUA